Entamoeba nuttalli P19 is the source of this 1788-nucleotide messenger RNA. Its product is annotated as rhodanese family domain containing protein. The coding region runs from base 1 to 1788 and encodes 595 amino acids. Gene Ontology annotation, biological process: retrograde transport, endosome to Golgi. NCBI's taxonomy places the organism in Eukaryota, Evosea, Mastigamoebida, Endamoebidae. The transcript has a single exon. Gene Ontology annotation, cellular component: trans-Golgi network. The record is from RefSeq and is a predicted model, not a curated record.
AUGACAACACCAAUUGAAGAACUCAUCAAAAAUGCUAUUGAAAUAAAGGAUAUAUUUACUGUUAAAGAAAUGACAAGAAUUACUGGAAUACAAGCAAACCAAAGAAAUAAAAUUUAUCCAUUAUUAUUAGGUAUAAGAGAAGGAAUGAAACUAAAUAUGGAAAAAGUUGUAGAAACAGAUAAAUUCCUUCCUUUUUAUACCCCAAUUUUUUCUUCAAAUCUUUCUGAGAUUAUGAAAAGUCUUGCUCUUAUAAUUGGUAAUCUUAAAGGAGAUGAAAUGGCACUUGCACAAGUGGCUUUACCUUUGUUAUCACUUGAUUUAGAAACAGAUCAAAUUUGUUCUCUUGUUGAUAAAAUUGUUAAUUUGUAUAUUCCAUUAAUUAAAGAAGAAAACAAAGAAGUUGUUGAAGGAAUAUAUGUUAUUUUCAAUUUGAUUAUUCAAUAUCAUUGUCCAGAAUUAAUUAAAAAAUUUACAGAAGUAAAAGUUGAUUUAAAACAAUUUGUAGUUAAUGAAGUCUGUAUGUUAUGUCUCCCAUUGAUAGAAUCAAUUCAAGGAAAGUUACAAUUAAUCGAUCAAUUAUUACUCUCUUCUGAUCAAAUGCUUCAUUUUUAUGUAUUAAUUUCACAUAUUAUUUUAUUAAAAGAUACUUUAUUAAAAGCACCUUCAGCUGAAGCAGUUAUUAGUGGAAUUAACUCUAAAAUUUCAGAAGAUGAAAUAAAGAAAGUAGUUGGAUUUGCUAAGGCUCUUGUAAGUAAUACACCAAUUUCAAUAACCAAACAAUUAUUUGCUUGUAUUACAAAUUCUCCUCAAUACCAGAGAUGGGUUUAUUCAACUAUUACUACAGGAAAUGUUGCUAUUGUUUCUCCAAAAGAUAUUUUUGCUGAUAAAAAUAGUAGAGGAUUUUCACUAUUUCUUAUUGAUGGAAGAAAUAGAGAGAUGUACCUUAGUGGAACUAUUCCAGGAGCUAUCAAUAUUGAUGCUAGUUCAAUUCAGAGUGAGCCUGAAAAUAUUGAGAAUUUUAUUAAAGAUAUUGAAGGUCUUAAGAAAAGUAAUACCCAUAUUGUUGUAUUUGGAAAUACUGACCAUAGAGAUGCUGUAGAACAAAUCCAACAAAUAAUGAUUUGGUUAAUAAAAAAUGGAUUCAAGCAUGUUUCAGAAUUGCAUAAUGGUUUUACUGGUUAUCAUUAUUUAUUUGAUAAUGAAAAAGGAUUUCCUGUAGAAAACCAUUCACUUACAAAUUGCAGUAUUUGUCGAAAACAAGGUGUAGAAGGGGUUAAUAAUUUGAUUAGAGCUACAGAAAAUGUUGGAACAAAAGCUUUUGAAUUUGCUAAGGGUUGGUUUGGAACAGCUGUUGCCUCUAUGACAGUUAAAGAAAGUGAUAAUGUAAAAGAUGUAAAAGAUAUUCAACAAGAAACCACUCAAAUUCAAAAAGAAGAAAAGAAAGUUGAAGGAAAUAAGGAAGAGAGUGAUUAUUAUGAAGAAUUAAUGAAAACAGAAUUCCAUAUGAAAGGUGAAAUUAUUGGUGAUAAGAACGAAAGUGUCAUUGUUAUUGGAACUAAUAGAGAAAUGAUUUUGAUUAAUGAGGUUGACGGAAAGUAUCAAUUAAUUAAAAAAAUUCCAUUAGUAUUAUUGAAGAAAAUCUCUUUGAAAAAAGCAACUCCAGGUGUUGUUACUUUCAAUGGUGUUCCACCUCAUUUACCACUUACUAUUAAAUUCGAAAAUGUUAAAUCCUUCUUACAAUUUUUGAAAAGUAAAUCAGUCAAAAAAGAAAAUAAGAAAACUGACUAA